This is a messenger RNA of Medicago truncatula (barrel medic), 1295 nucleotides long. RefSeq names its product lignin-forming anionic peroxidase. The transcript is spliced from 3 exons. The coding region runs from base 135 to 1100 and encodes 321 amino acids. The record is from RefSeq and is a predicted model, not a curated record. Gene Ontology annotation, biological process: response to oxidative stress; hydrogen peroxide catabolic process. Gene Ontology annotation, molecular function: heme binding; peroxidase activity. Lineage: Eukaryota; Viridiplantae; Streptophyta; Magnoliopsida; Fabales; Fabaceae.
GACCAUGAAACAUUCUUCUAACUCUAUAAAUUGAUUACAACUCACACCCUCUUCUCCAUCAACCAAUAUCAUCAUCUCUUCAACCAUUUUCAUUCUCUUAACAACAAUACUCUUAUUACAAUUUGCGUAGUUCAAUGGCUUAUAGAAUGAUCACUAGUUUUGUUGUAACAUUGGUGCUGCUAGGCACAAUAUCAUGUGAUGCCCAAUUAUCUUCUACAUUUUAUGACAGUACUUGCCCUAAUGCACUAAGCACCAUCAGAACUUCGAUUCGUACUGCAAUCUCUAAGGAGCGUCGUAUGGCUGCAUCUCUCAUUCGUCUUCACUUUCAUGAUUGUUUUGUGCAGGGUUGUGAUGCAUCAAUUUUGUUGGAUGAUAGUUCCACAAUCGAGAGCGAAAAGAGUGCACGUCCAAAUGUUAACUCAGUAAGAGGAUUUGAAAUCAUUGAUAAAGCAAAAUCUGAGGUUGAGAAAGUUUGUCCCGGAGUUGUGUCUUGCGCGGACAUACUUGCUGUGGCAGCACGUGAUGCAUCAUUCGCGGUAGGUGGCCCGUCAUGGACAGUAAAACUUGGAAGAAGAGACUCUACAACAGCAAGCAAAAGUUUGGCCAAUACCGACCUUCCGUUAUUUACAGACGAUCUUACAACUCUUAUAUCUCAUUUUAGUAAAAAAAAUCUCUCCCCCAAAGAGAUGGUUACUCUAUCCGGUGCACACACAAUCGGACAAGCUCAAUGCUUCACAUUUCGUGGCAGAAUAUACAACAAUGCAAGUGACAUAGAUGCUGGAUUUGCUAGCACUCGCCAACGUGGUUGUCCAUCUUCCAGUACCACCUCAAACGAUCAAAAGUUGGCAGCCCUAGACUUAGUCACACCAAAUUCAUUUGACAACAAUUACUUUAAAAAUUUAAUUCAAAAGAAGGGUCUUCUUCAAUCAGAUCAAGUUUUAUUCAGUGGAGGGUCUACAAAUUCUUUUGUUUCAGAAUACAGCAACAAUCCUACAACUUUCAAAUCCGACUUUGCAACUGCUAUGAUAAAGAUGGGAGAUAUUGAACCCUUAACCGGAUCGGCUGGAGUCAUAAGAAGCAUAUGCAGUGCAGUCAACUAAUUAUACAAUUUCAUUCUUGAUUAACAAGAAAUCAAUUGCCAAUUGUUUUGUAUAUAGAAUUUUAUAGCUAUGAGAACAUUGCUUGAAACUUCUGUUAUCGAAAAAGAUGAGUGUAUUUAACUCAUAAAAAAUACAUUUUGGUAUGUUCAUAGUGUCAAAUAAAAUCAAUUGAGAAUUUGAGAUUGCCUUUUAUAA